AGUAAAGCAGAUAACCACGUGGGGGUGACACAUUGAUAAGAACCGAACCUUAACCUCACCAUUCCACUUCUUUGUCUUUACUCAUUCUUUGCCGACCCUGCCCAUUCCAAAUCCACCUUCCUUUGUCACCCCCAACCAAGCAAAGAACAAUCACAAUUACUAAUUACUAACAUCAUAUAUUAUCAUUAUUAUAUUAUUAUUAUUAUUAUUUUCUGAAUCAAUUCAAUUCUGGAAUGAUGGAAAUCGUUUCUAAAGAAGCUCAGAUGUCUAUUGCUGCUUCUUCCAUGUUUCCUGGUUUCAGAUUCUGUCCUACGGACGAAGAGUUGAUUUCUUAUUACCUUAGGAAGAAGUUGGAUGGUCAUGAAGAAAGUGUUCAAGUUAUUUCUGAAGUUGAGCUUUGUACAUAUGAACCUUGGGAUUUACCAGCCAAGUCAUUCAUUCAAUCAGAUAACGAGUGGUUCUUCUUCUCUCCGCGAGGACGAAAGUAUCCAAAUGGUUCGCAGAGUAAAAGAGCUACUGAUUGUGGAUAUUGGAAAGCGACUGGAAAAGAGCGAAACGUGAAAUCAGGUCCUAAUGUUAUAGGUACGAAGCGAACUUUAGUGUUUCAUUUAGGUCGGGCACCUAAAGGCGAAAGAACAGAAUGGAUUAUGCAUGAGUAUUGCAUCAGUGACAGGUCUCCGGAUUCUUUGGUUGUUUGUCGCCUCAAGAGGAACACCGAGUUUCGUCUGAACGAUGCUUCAAAAGGAGCCUCUUCAAGUCAAAUAGUCCAAGUACAUUCACAUGAAAGUGAUUGCGCUGUCUCAGAAGAGGCCACUGAUCAAAGGGAAAUAGGCGUCUGUGAACAAGAAAAGGAGGUUGAGGGUAGUUCCAAGCGGGGUAGCAGCAGUUAUGGUUCACCUUCAAUGGAACAAAAUGAUUCCGUGUCUGAAUCUAAUCAGCGACCAGCUACUGAUGCUACUUUAACAGACUCUUCAGGCCAUCUAAAGAUGGAUGAAGAAGAUUGUUAUGCUGAGAUACUAAAGAACGAUAUUAUAAAAUUAGAUGAAUCAUCAAUGUCUCAAGGGGUGCAAACAAGACCAAAUGACAUUCUACAGCCUCAUCCGUGCCAAGGCACCGCGCAACGGAGAAUACGAUUAAGGGUUCCAAAAUCAACACAUGCUCAAUCAGGCGUUCGUUUCUCCAGAACAAUGCAUCAGUCAAAGAGUUGCUUCUUUGGCCGAAUGACCAACCGUUUGAUGAUAUUUGCUUUCUUUGUUUUCACUCUCAUGACUAUAUUUUUCUGGUUUUUAUUGGAUGGUCACAAACAAGUUAGAAAUAUUGUAGGAAAAUUUCGGGCGUAAAUUGUGAUUAGAUUAGUGCUAUCCAAGCUCCCACGGCCGCUGCACUGUAUACAGUGUAACGGCCGUAGGAGAUAAUCUCCUAUCCAAGUGUUUGACAA
Messenger RNA from Vicia villosa (hairy vetch), 1438 nucleotides. Its product is annotated as NAC domain-containing protein 40. Gene Ontology annotation, molecular function: DNA binding. Lineage: Eukaryota; Viridiplantae; Streptophyta; Magnoliopsida; Fabales; Fabaceae. The transcript has 4 exons. Bases 234 to 1340 code for a protein of 368 amino acids. The record is from RefSeq and is a predicted model, not a curated record. Gene Ontology annotation, biological process: regulation of DNA-templated transcription.